This is a messenger RNA of Pseudocercospora fijiensis CIRAD86, 1281 nucleotides long. RefSeq lists its product as uncharacterized. Lineage: Eukaryota; Fungi; Ascomycota; Dothideomycetes; Mycosphaerellales; Mycosphaerellaceae. The record is from RefSeq and is a predicted model, not a curated record. The transcript has a single exon. Bases 1 to 882 code for a protein of 293 amino acids.
AUGGACCGAUCGAUCAAUCGGCUUGAGCUGAUCAUUGUCAGCGAACGGAAAAAGUCUCACGACAAGGUCUAUCCGAAGGGAUAUGUGGAGAUGCUCGAACAACAACAAGGCCAGCUGGUAUCUGGUCUCCAGGAAAUGUACAAGCGAUUAGUCGAAGCAAACGCCUGGAAAGGAUCACCACUUGCAGAGUCGAACGGCAAUCCCUUGACCCACGAUAUUCUUUCUGCCUUGGACCUACUCGAGGCAAGGCACGACGGUAGUGGUGAGCUGGAGACAUUUGAGGAGGACUGCACCAAGUUGCAAUCGCGGCUAUUGGCAGAUGGCGCUGGCUACACUCAGCAGCGACGAGAAUCAUUCAGCUCGGACUCGGAACACAGCCAACACAGUCACGCCCGCUCGCAAUCGCAUAGCACGCCCACUCUUUCCAAGCCUGCGCCCGCAGUGUUCAAAGAGAACUUUGCGUUCGGCAGCGCGCCAUCAUCCCCUCCAGCACACACUCCGGCUCGUCCACCUCACAGAUUAUCCUACUCGUCAGCAGCUCAGCCAUCGCCUCUUCAACAAGCCUCACCACUUGCCAAUGAUCCCCAGCUCUACCAAGCAGAAUGGGCAUACCCAGACACCACGGCCAGCUAUGCGAUGCGACCUGACUUCGCCAUUCAAACACCAGAGAUCGACUCGAAACUCCACAAUCUCAAUGGUCUUCCAUGGGAGCCCACUUCCGCACCAUACGAGGCAAACAUGGCGGCGUUCACGUCUUACCCACCUAUACACAUGUCGAACGGCUUCGGAGAUGGACCUAGACUGCAAGACGGAGCCUUUCCAGGAUUUCAAGCCGAUUCCAUGGACCUCGAGUUCCAGCAGUACAUUCAGGUCAUGACAUGACGAUUGGGCAACACAUUCUUUGUUCCCCUCUUUAUGCGUUCGACCGGUUGAGUUUGGAUCCGAUAAUUUAGAUACCCGCCAUGAUAUAGCAUAAUCGGCGAUGGCUUUGCGUCAAAAUGGUCUGGGUCGGCGACUUGCCAAGGACUACUUAUUAACGAGUGUGUCGCUUCUUUAUUGCUGCGAUUUAGCGUGGACAACGGGACAUCCCACCGCCUUGGUUGUCCAUAGACAUGGGAGUCGGCUUCGAAUUGCCCAGCCAGGCUGCUUUGUAUGGUACCACGAACAGGAGACAAUUCGGGAAAGCUUCACUUUGAGCACGAUCACAAAUACCUGCUCGUAAUUAGCUGUCAUGAGUGUGCAGCACAACUAAGAGUUAGCUCAUCACUGAGUUCUCCAUCC